CGAAUUCCGUAUGUUUUGCCUGUUAAAUUUUCUUAUGCUAAGCUUGCAAUAACUGUAUUUACUGUAAGUGAGAUCGAUUUGAGCCUUACUGUGUUGUGUUUAUCCAUGAAUUGAUAUCUUUAAAACAUUACAUAUCAAUUCCUAAUCUUUCGUGUUUUUGCAUUUUGCAGCCAAAUGCCUUUUUGGACAAUUUUUCUAAUAUGUGGCAUACCCGAGAUGGUUAUACAUCGCGGAUGAGAAAAAUUGCCGGAAAAGGUUUUUGGGCUACAAAAUGCAAAAAAAAGCGAAAAGUUUUGAUUUGAUAUGUAAUGUUUUAAAUCUUAGAAUAGAUCCCUACAAACAUCAUACGUCGGGAUUUUGAGAAUUAACGGUUGAUCUAAGUUUUUAAUUGCAAUAUGCAUGAGUUGCUGUGUUUCUCCUUUUGCCCCACUUGACACAAGGAACUAGCUGUUACUGGUUUGUUGUACUAAAUAUAGUCCUGCACUAGUUGUUAAUUAUCUUUGGAAAAAGUACUUAAUUGCAUUUGUGAUGGUUGGAUGUUUAAAAUUGGGCAUUUACAAUUUUCUACUUUGGUUGUGUUUUAAUUUUCUUGAUUUUUCUACCAUAUAAUUGUUGGUUUUUCAUUCGCUCCCAACUCAACUAGUUUGGUAUUGAAGCUUAGUGCGCGUUGUUUUGUCAAUCUGAUGCUUUAAGCGAUUAUUCAAAACACGUUUGUUGAAUGCUUAGUUCUUGUCCAUUUUUGGCCACAUACUCUGACCAGAUUCGGUAUUAUGGAACACAAAAUUAGGUUAGAAGUACUAAUCCGAUAAGCUGAUUGUUUUCUUGCUGAGAUAUUAAGCCUUGAUAUCCAACCUCAAAAGUCUGUAUUUGAUGUCCUUGGCAAUUUUCUGCCGUGCUCAACUCAGAACUCUAUUGCAUUCCUUAAACAUGAUGGGGCCUGAACUUGAAAGAUGAGUAAUUCAGUGCAACAAGCAAUUCAUGAACUCAAACAGUUCCGCAGAAAGUCAAAGAGUUCUUCAAUCCAGAGGCGCCUCUCUUUUCAUAUUAAGGAACUGAAAAAGAGCCUCUGUAAUCCCCUUCAGUCUAUCAGUCUAAGAGUUUGGUUGGAACUGUAUCACAAUCGGGUAGUAAGAGUUGUUCGAGUUCCAUGGGGUGAAGAGCCAGAAUCUCGGCUUAUAAAUGUAGCAAAAACUCUGAUUAGAGGAUUUUUAAAAGACUUUAGGACACUUUAUCUACAAGGGAAAGCUCAUGGGAGAAUAACAUUGGACAAUAUUGUUGUACAUAAAGGAACAGCAAUGCUUAUAAAUAGUCAGGACCUUGUUGGAAAUCUUUUCACCCUUAAGGCUGAUUUUGCUGCAAUAGCGACUGUUAUAAGAGAAAUGGUUGGAAGCUAUCCCUGUCCAAAGGACUUGUCACAUUUUCUCAAAAUUAUCUUGAGAGAAGAACCGCCUACAGGUACUCUUCAAGCCUUCAUUUUCAAUCACCCAGCUUUUUGGAGUAACAAUAAGAUAGUUCGCAAUGUUAUUGCGAUAAAGCUGUCUUAUUGCCAUUGUAGAGUCUCAAAUCGAACAAAGUGGGGGGAUACUGCAAGUCAGAUUCCAAAAGAUGUUACCGUUAACUGGAAAUCACUUGUCCAGAACUCUUCAACAUAUAAGGCAGUUUUUGAUGGAAGUCCAACAAAUUAUGAUGACCUUGUUGACGGAUUGGCAUUGUUAGUCUUUUUCAGGAAUUGCUUACUGCACGCACAUAAGAAACGCUAUGCAUUGACUCAACAUAAAAUUGCCGCGGAACUAUGUCACCUAUUUCCAGAUUUUAUGGCGCAUUUUAUAGAGAAAACAUAUUGUAUUGCUGAUGUUAGAGAAAUUUGCAUGAGAUAAUCGCCGAGCUGUGUACUUGAUCAAUUUUGAGAAUAUGGAAUCUGUAAUAUCCAGUCCAUCAUGUCGCCAUGCCUUACUGCAAUAUAUCAAGCGAUUAAUUAUGACACUCCAGGUGAAAACUCAUCAUGAUCAUGCCUUUCGGUAUUGGACUAAUUAUUGAGUUUCAAAAUGCUUUGAGCGAUUGUGGUGUAGCUGUACUAGAAAAGAAAUUUAAUUUAGGAAGUUUGAGUUUCAAAUAGGCUUAGUGAUCCCAAAAUUUAAACGUUUGCCGCCUUUAUUAAUUAUAACCAAUCUCUUAAUUUAUCAAUUAUAACAUGAUUUAAAUGAUUUUGUUUCAAUUUUAGUAUGACUUUGCUCACGUUUUAGUCAUUGGAUAAGGUGAAUCUACCUAACCGAAUAAAUAAUACUCCCUCAGUCCCAUUUUAGAAGUCUCAUAAUUUUAGGAUGUCCCAUUUUAAAUAUCUCAUUUCUUUUUCUAAAGGAUUUUUACAUGUAAUUUCUCUUUUUACCCUUUAUUAAAUCACCUUCAAAGAAAUUAGGGUUAAUCUUAGCAAAUAGCAACAUCUUUAGCGUUUUUUUUUUAUUUAAGCCAAACGUCUCAUCUAUUAGCCUAACCUUUUCAAACUUUUUAUUCUGUAGCCCGGUAUACAUUUUAUAUUUUAUUUUUUGUUAGAAUGGCGUCGUUUUUUGUCGUACGGAUGACCAAAACGACGUCGUUUUAGGCAUUUAUGCUUAUUUAUGACAUAUAGUGAAAUGUUGUGCUAUUAGUUAGGACGUUUUAAAGGUUGGGCUUAAAUUGAAAAAAAACGCCAACGGUUGUGUUAUAUGGUGACAUUAACCCAAGAAAUUAUAUGAACAUUUUUACUAUUAUUAGUAAAGGUGAAACAAGAAAAGACAUAGUAAUUAAUGUUUUUUAGUGUUUUUUUAAUAUUUUAUGUAAACUGAAACGAGACUUGUAAAAUGAGACGGAUGGAGUAUAAAUACAUGAAAAUGUAAUUAUUCAAUGGUUGGCAUGAA
Molecule: messenger RNA, 2894 nt
Organism: Mercurialis annua (annual mercury)
Lineage: Eukaryota; Viridiplantae; Streptophyta; Magnoliopsida; Malpighiales; Euphorbiaceae
Exons: 7
Coding region: 951-1877 (308 amino acids)
Source: RefSeq, a predicted model, not a curated record